Molecule: messenger RNA, 525 nt
Organism: Lithohypha guttulata
Lineage: Eukaryota; Fungi; Ascomycota; Eurotiomycetes; Chaetothyriales; Trichomeriaceae
Exons: 1
Coding region: 1-525 (174 amino acids)
Cellular component (GO): intracellular anatomical structure
Source: RefSeq, a predicted model, not a curated record
AUGGCAAGAUCUCAUGGUGAAAAGGAAAAGCCUCAAUCGGACAUUAAUAUUGAAGAGAUCAUCAAGAUUCUUAAACUACAGCCUCACCCCGAAGGUGGCUACUUUAAAGAGACCUUCCGUGACUCCUCGACAGACUCGGCAGGCCGCUCAAGGAGUACAUCCAUAUACUAUGUCCUCCAAGCUGGCCAACAUUCCCAACUACACCGCUUGGACGCUUCUGAAGGUUGGCACCAUUACGCUGGUGGUGCUCUAGAGGUUGUCGAACUUAACGAAGCUGGACCGAAGGUGACGAAGCUGGGAAAGUCCCUAUCAGCUGGUGAGCGACCACAAUAUGUUGUGCCUCCUAGGACGUGGUUUGGUGCCAAGCCUGCGGAUGGUACCGAUUGGGUCCUUGCUGGUUGUACCGUAUCUCCUGCGUUCGAUUUUGAGAAGUUUGAGAUGGGCGACAGAAUGAAACUGUUGGAUGAAUUUGGCGAUAACGAGGGUUGUAGAAAAUGGAUCGAGGAGCUAACGCCGGACCAGUGA